Molecule: messenger RNA, 777 nt
Organism: Meloidogyne enterolobii
Lineage: Eukaryota; Metazoa; Nematoda; Chromadorea; Rhabditida; Meloidogynidae
Source: the annotation of a GenBank genome assembly
UUUUAUUUUUGGGCCUUUUCUCUUUUUAACCUUUUUUUUCUUGUUAAUUUUAAGAUUUUUAAAAUGAAAGAAACUGCUGAUAUUAAACAAAGUCCAAGUAUUAUUCGUCCAAAAUUAGAACAAAUCCAACGACGUUCGUCACCUAGAAAACGUCCGGCACCCAAAAUUGAAGAAUCUGAACAUGUUGUAGUUGAUGAUAUUAUUGAACCUGUUGUGCCUGAAAAACAACAAAAAACGGAGGAGGAGGUCCCACAACAAAAACAAGAAGUAGUUGAAUUUGUGAGAGGAUUUACUAACAAGGGAGCAAUUUGUAUUUGGCAUAACGGAUUUCGCUAUCACAAACAUUAUGGAACUUAUUGGCGUUGUAGUAACCGCAAAUGUCCGGCAAAUGCAACAGCUUCUGAACAAGAAGAUGGCAAAAUUGUUGGAAGAGUACGAAAUACGCAUACUCAUUUACCUCAACCUGAGCAAAGAUUGGCUGAAAUUAAACGUCAAGAAUUACGACAACGAGCUAGAGAUGAACCUCAUAUAAGCAGGGCAACUUUAAUUGCAAGUAUUCGAGCUGGAAUUGAUGAUGAAACUUUUGUGGCUUUGGGAACGGAUGCUUCUCUUUCGCAUAUGGCUUAUAGGUAACUUUUUAUUAAUUGUCCUGGUCCUUUAUAUGUUCUCUAGCUGCUUCUCGUACCUUUGUUUCCUAUUUUUUAUGGCUGUGAGAUCUAUUCUAGCUUGGGGCUUGGACCUUUACCUGUGUUUUUCUUCCCGUAAGGGCAAGAUUCG